CACACACACACACACAGCCACACCUUCAGACGCUGCUCACACACUGCACUCUGAGCCCUCAGGAUGCCUUUCUCGAAGCUGCUGUCUUUCCUGAAGAACCUGUCGCGGGUAAAGCCGUUGGAGCCAGAUGGCGAGAGUUCCGAUUUCCGCCGCUGUUUGACCACUCUGGACCUGGUGGCACUGGGCGUGGGCAGCACGCUGGGCGCCGGGGUUUACGUGCUCUCGGGAGAGGUGGCGCGCACCGUAUCAGGCCCCAGCAUCAUCAUCUCCUUCCUCAUUGCUGCCAUUGCGUCGGUGUUUGCCGGGUUGUGCUACGCCGAGUUCGGUGCCCGUGUGCCCAAAACAGGUUCUGCGUAUCUGUACAGCUACGUGACUGUGGGAGAAGUGUGGGCCUUCAUUACAGGAUGGAACCUGCUGCUGUCCUACGUCAUAGGUACGUCGAGCGUGGGAGCCUGGAGCGGAACAUUUGAUGAUCUCAUCGGGAACGUCAUUGAUUCGUAUUUGAGGGAACAUGUAGCAAUGGACUUACCUGGACUCGCUCCUUACCCAGACUUCUUUGCAGCUGCACUUAUCAUGCUUCUGGCAGGAAUUCUCGCUUUCGGAGUAAAAGAGUCCGCGAUGGUUAACAAGAUCUUCACCGGUGUAAAUGUUCUGGUGCUGCUGUUCGUCAUCAUCGCUGGAUUUAUUAAAGGCAACAUUAAUAACUGGAAUCAAACCGAGGAGGACAUCAUCAACACCACGACGUCCAUCAACCCGAACACUACAGAUUUUUCUAAAUACGGAACUGGAGGAUUUUUCCCUUUCGGAUUCGAGGGAACGUUGGCCGGAGCUGCGACCUGCUUCUACGCUUUUGUAGGAUUCGAUUGUAUCGCCACUACGGGCGAGGAGGUCCGUAACCCUCAGAAGUCGAUCCCCGUGGGUAUUGUGGUGUCACUCCUGAUCUGUUUUUUGGCUUACUUUGGCGUCUCGGCUGCUCUCACGCUCAUGAUGCCGUAUUACCUGCUGAGCAUCCAGAGCCCGCUCCCUACGGCCUUCACACACGUGGGCUGGGAACCAGCGAAGUACGCCGUGGCCGUGGGGUCUCUGUGUGCGCUCUCUACCAGUUUGUUGGGUGCGAUGUUCCCGAUGCCACGUGUCCUGUUCGCCAUGGCCCGAGACGGACUUCUCUUCAAACCCCUGAGUCGGAUGAGCUCCAGGCAGAGUCCCGUCAUCGCCACUCUCGUGUCAGGAUUCGUGGCAGCCAUCAUGGCACUCGUGUUCGACCUGAAAGCUCUGGUGGACAUGAUGUCCAUCGGGACGCUGUUUGCCUACACUCUGGUGGCCAUCUGCAUCCUCAUCCUCAGAUACAAAGGGGAUUCGGACGAGCUGAGCGAAAAGGAGAGGUGGAGCUUAAUCCGACCACCAUCUUCACCUACAGCCACCAGCUCGAAAGUCGUCUCCUUCCUGACCAUAGCCAUCAUCGUGUUGAUCGUGGCCUUGAGUGUGACUCUGACCAAGGGGCUGGAGUCAGGCCUGGUGGAGACGUGGUGGAUGAUUCUGAUCAUCUGUGUACUCGUGCUGUUUUUAUUGACCGCCAUCUUCAUCAUCUGGAGACAACCUCAGAACAGCACCAAGGCCGCCUUCAUGGUUCCUCUCGUGCCAGUGCUUCCCAUUGUUAGUACUUUUGUCAACAUUUAUCUGAUGGUUCAGCUUGGAGGAGAGACUUGGAUCCGUUACGCCGUGUGGAUGGCAGUAGGGAUGCUGAUUUAUUUCUGCUACGGCGUUUGGCACAGUGUCCAGAAGACGCGAGACGAAUAUGCUCAGAGCUUUGAGCCGCAAACCGUCUCCGGCCAAAUGGAGAAAUCGAAGAAAGAGGAUGUUUGUCUACAACAAACCAAGUUAUAAAGUUCUCCCCGAAUCGCAACACGUUCUCGACCCGUGCCUGAUGAUUAUUGAUGAUGGAUGACGAGUGUGUGUGUGGGUGCAGAUCAGGAUGUGAUGUGUGGAUUUGUACAAAGAAAAAAAAGAGAAAGACUUUUACAAGACAGACGUAACAAAUUAAGCAAACAGUUUGACCGUCUGAAAAAGCCUUUAUACAUAUUAUAUAACUAUAUAUUUUUGUAAUAUAUGCUGUGUUUUCUGUGCUGAAUUCUGAUCAUUAAUUAUGAAUAACUGUGGCUGCAUUGGAUUAUAUACAGUGUCUGUGAAAAGUGUGGAAACUCAGUGUUUUAUGGUUUUAUGUGCACGUUCCUAAUGUUUCUAUGCAACAAACUCAAUAGUGAAGAUUAGAUUUUUUUUACCAAACAAAUCUAUAAAUGUUCGGAUGUUCCACUUUAUUUUUAUUGAAAAAUCCUCCCUAAGCAUGAAGAACAGCUUCACACGCUCUCAGCAUCACAACACCAUUGUGUUUCUUGUGUUCUUCACUAGUUGGAGAUUUCUUUCUUUCUUUCCUGUGAUGCAGUUCAUCUCAGUGCAGUUCAGUAGGAUUGAGGUGUGGUGUCUGGGCAGGUAGUUCUAUGAUAAAUAUCACUCCAGACGUCUGUUUUCUCUCUAAAUAACACGUACAGAACUCAGACGUGCGCUUCGGCUCGUCGUCUUGUUGUACGGUGAAGUCGGUUCCGAUGACCCGCAGUCCAGACGGAACUGCACGGUGAUGAAGUGUGGAAUAGGAGACGUGUCGGGACUCCACAGAACGUUUUUCCACUCAUUCACUCUCCAAUUCCUGUGUGUUUUGAACUUUUAUGUAACGUGUGUUUGACGACUAUAAAUGAGUUUCCACACUUUUCACAGACACUGAAUAUAUUAUAAAGAUGUGUAAAUAUUAUUCUUUUUUUCUA
This is a messenger RNA of Silurus meridionalis, 2816 nucleotides long. Its product is annotated as cationic amino acid transporter 2 family protein. The record is from RefSeq and is a predicted model, not a curated record. Gene Ontology annotation, biological process: amino acid transport; transmembrane transport. Gene Ontology annotation, cellular component: plasma membrane. NCBI's taxonomy places the organism in Eukaryota, Metazoa, Chordata, Actinopteri, Siluriformes, Siluridae. Gene Ontology annotation, molecular function: amino acid transmembrane transporter activity.